Molecule: messenger RNA, 528 nt
Organism: Rasamsonia emersonii CBS 393.64
Lineage: Eukaryota; Fungi; Ascomycota; Eurotiomycetes; Eurotiales; Trichocomaceae
Product: Phosphatidylglycerol/phosphatidylinositol transfer protein Precursor
Exons: 3
Coding region: 1-528 (175 amino acids)
Biological process (GO): intracellular sterol transport
Molecular function (GO): sterol binding
Source: RefSeq, a predicted model, not a curated record
AUGAAGCUUAUCUCCCCAGCCACCGCUCUCCUCGUCCUUCUCGCUCCUCUCACCGUCUCUGCCCGGUCUCUGCCGUUGCUGGCACCCGAACAGUCUCCCAUCAAGACGGCCGAUAAGAACUUCCCUGUGGAUGGCGACAAUCCCCUGACCUACUGCUCCGACCCGUCCAACAACAUCCUCGAGAUCCAGUCGGUUGAUCUCUCUCCCAAUCCUCCCCAGCCCGGCGAAACCCUGUCCAUCAAAGCCAAGGGCAUUUUCCACGAGCGAGUUGAGAGGGGCGCCAAAGUCCUCCUGCAAGUCAAGUAUGGCCUGAUCCGCUUAAUCAACCAGGAGGCGGACCUCUGCGAGCAGCUGGAGAACAAUGUCGACCUGGAGUGUCCGUUGGAGGAGGGCCCGAUGACGUUCACGAAGCAGGUUGACCUACCCAGGGAGAUUCCACCGGGCAAGUACUCUGUUCUGGCGGAUGUCUACACCGAAGACAAGAGGAAAAUUACUUGUCUCGAGGCCAACGAUAUCAUCUUCCAUUAG